Amphibalanus amphitrite is the source of this 6370-nucleotide messenger RNA. Its product is annotated as adhesion G protein-coupled receptor L2-like. The transcript is spliced from 17 exons. The coding region runs from base 6 to 4136 and encodes 1376 amino acids. Gene Ontology annotation, cellular component: membrane. NCBI's taxonomy places the organism in Eukaryota, Metazoa, Arthropoda, Thecostraca, Balanomorpha, Balanidae. Gene Ontology annotation, biological process: cell surface receptor signaling pathway; adenylate cyclase-activating G protein-coupled receptor signaling pathway. The record is from RefSeq and is a predicted model, not a curated record. Gene Ontology annotation, molecular function: G protein-coupled receptor activity.
GCGAGAUGGGGCGCCCGUGGUGUCGUGAGUGGCGGACCGGCCGACGCCGACCGCCGCCGCUGCCGCUGCCGCUGACCUCCCCGAGUCUGCUCGUAUGCUGCGGCAUCCUCAUCAUCGCAGCCACAGGUGUGGUUGGCGACUUCAGUCCAGAAAUCUGCGGUACCAACCCUUGUCAGAAUGGGGGAAUCUGCUACGAAAUGCUAUCAUCCAUCACUAAUGCUGUGUAUUUGAGCGACGGACUACGGGGCUCCGUCAGCCGGCCAAACUCCGUCGGCGAAGGCAGCGCCGCCUCUCCCAAACUCUCAACGACUGGUGGCGCCACUACCACCGUGAGGUCGAUCGGAGAAGGGUACCGUCCCAAGGCGGCGGAGGAGGCAUCAUCCACAUCAUCUCGGCCAGCCCAUACCAGCUCGACAAAGACAAAGUAUUUAUCAACCAGCUCAAUCACAGCAAACAGUCCAACAGGAGCAGCCACUACCACGACCACCAUCGCUUCUACCACUCGUGUCACCUCAGCCGCUGCCGCCGCCGCCAUCUCCGCCGCCGCCAUCACCGCCAGCCCGCCCACUCCCGGCGCCAGCUCCAGGACUGCCCCUGCCUCCCAUCCGUCUCGGGCAGGUCCCAAACCAUCCCCUCCCCCGUCCACUCCGUCCGAGCUACAGUACACGGUGGGCGUGUACCAGCCCGAGCAGGAGGCGCCUCUGACGCUGUGUCCGCCGCCGUUCCUGCUGAUUCGCGGCCUCUGUCUGUACCUGAGCGACAGCCGGCAGGGCGCCGAGGACAGCCGCCGGCUGUGUCGCAGCCUCGGUGGGCGACUCGCCGAUGUUGGUGACGAGGAGUCGCUGCUGCUGACGCGACUGGUGUGGCCACCGCCGCCGCCGCGCGGUCUGUACGCCUGGGUGGACGGUACCGUGGGCCAGGUGGGGCGGCGCCGCCAGCGCCGCACGCUGAUCGGGCGCCGUCUGUGCACGGCCGCCACGGCCGCCACCGGUCAGCUGGCGCUGAGACACUGCGAGGAGCCGCACCGUGGUCUGUGCGAGCGGCAGCCGCUGAGCACGGCACCCCACCGGCCGAGGAGGAGUCCACGGAGCCCUCCGUCCAGCGCACCGAGUCCUAUGAGCUUGCCAGAGGAGGAGACCUGCCACUGUGAGGAGGGAUACGGAGGCGACGACUGCGUGAAGGCCCUUGAGAACGACGGACAUGAGUUCGAGUACUGCCAGGACACGAGAAUCGGUGGCGCAUCUGGAAAAGCAAUCAUAGUGGACUUUGGUGCCAUGGGUCGCUUCCCAUGGGAGACGAGUCGCCCGCCGGUGAACUGUCCCAGCCCGGACGUGCCCCUUCCGGCUGACUCCGACGGCUGUGUCGUGCCUUCUAGCGAAGCUAUCCUACGCUACUGGUGUCAGGGAAAGAAAGAAUGCACUCCCAGCAUCGACUUGCUGUCUGCCUACUUCACGGAUGCCUGUCACUUUGACGUGGACGGCGGAUUAGACGUAUCGAUGCGGCUCUACCUUCGCUAUCGUGACGACAGCCAGACUAGCGACGUCAGCUUCUGUCGCUACGGGGGCACCUACGACAGGGACACGCGCACCUGCUACGGCGUCACCGGCUCAGAAGGCGACUUUGAACACCAGGUAACGACGUGCCGAGAUAUGGGUGGUGACAUAAUCUACAGUCUCGACAGCGCCGACUACCCGGGGUAUUUGAGCCUACUCAAAAAGCUGGCUGCCGACGCAGGCCUCUCCAGUGAUGAGGAUAUCUGGCGGAUGGGCAGUGCCGAGGAACCGAGACCGGUGGUGGACAUGAAUCACAUGCCCAGCGAGCCGUAUCCGUGUCUCUCCCUGAAAACCGGCUCGGAAAAGACGUGCGGCGUCGGCAAGGAACAGCAGCUGUACACGGUGUGUGCCCUGCCGCCGUGGCCGGGCCAGCCGGCUCCCCAGUGUCCCCCGGUACGGUUUGACGACUACGGCCUGACGUUUCCCGAGACUCCGGGUGGGAAGAAUGUGACCCAGCCGUGCGGCGCGGGCUACACGGGCUCUGCCAGCUACAUGUGCGGCGUGGACGGACAGUGGAGCUCGCAGUACCCCGACCUCUCUGGCUGCCGCUCGGACAACAUCAACACCGACGAUGCCAAAAAGCGUCUGGACAAGGGCACAGAGCCUGUCUCGGACAUCGUCUCCGACCUGGCAACCAAUGUCACCAGGCAGACGUCACAGAACAAGCCGCUGACGUCGGGUGACGUCAUCAACUCUGUGCAGCUGCUGCCACAGAUGGUGUCCGCUCAGCAGGCCCAGCUCAGCGGACAGGCCGACCAGCAGACUGUCGCUAAACAGUAUCUGGGUAGCAUAACCAGUCUUGUCGGCGGCCUGACGAGCGGCGAGACGUCUUGGCACGGCAUGUCCGAGACUGAGCGCUUCGAUACGUCCACGGUCCUGCAGCGAAACGUGGAACAGUCGGCCUACCUGCUGGCAUCCUACCUGGACAAUCAGCACGAGGACUUCAGCGAGAGCACCAUCCGUCUUCGCACGGGUCGGUACAGCUCGCUGAAGGGUAACCUCGAGUACCGCACACAGCAGGGGUCCACUGUGACGCUGCCGGACGAGGUCGGUAGGUUCAACGAUAGCGGCAGCACCACCAUCGUCUUCGUCGAGUACGGCAACCUGGACUGCCUGCUUGGCGCAGAGAAGUGCAGCACCCCUGAUGAGUUGCGUCAACGGACCGACCUGCAGUACGAACGGUUCGUCAACUCCCCAGUGGUCAGCGCCAGCGUCGGCAACACCUCCGUCACCUUUGAAAACUCCAACAUCACGCUCACCUUCAAAACUCGCCUCUCGGCCGCCAGCUUCAACGUCUCAAACUACCUGUGCGCCUACUGGAACGAGAAAACAGAACAGUGGGCUGACGACGGCUGCUCUCUGGGAAGAAUUACAAACGAAUCGGUGGAGUGUCUGUGUAACCAUCUCACCAGUUUCGCCACACUGAUGGACAUCAACGGCGUCAUUGAGGAGGGCUCGGCUCUGGACCUGGCGCUCAGCUGGCUCACCACCAUCGGCUGCGUCAUCAGCCUCAUCAGCCUGGCCAUCUGUCUGCUGGUCUUCACCGUCAUCCCGACACUGAGGAGCGAGCGGACCUCGGUCCACCGCAACCUCUGCUUCUGUCUCUUCACCGCCGAGUUUAUACUCCUCGCCGGUUUGCAGCCCCACGGUAACCCGACGGGCUGUGCUAUCGUUGCCGGUCUGCUGCAUUUCUUUUUCCUGGCUGCGUUCGCCUGGAUGUGCAUUGAAGGAGUUCAGAUUUAUCUGAUGGUUUACAAAGUAUUUGCUUCGAGAAAGUCGCACAUGCGCUACUUUUAUGCAUGCGGCUAUGGCAUUCCGGCACUCAUUGUAACCAUAUCGGUGUCAGUCACCAAAGGAGAAGGCUACGGCUCUGAAACAGCAUGCUGGCUGAGCACAGAUAAUGGACUCAUCUGGGCAUUUGCCGGUCCUCUCCUCUUCGUCGUUUUGGUGAACAUAUGCGCUCUGGUAAUGGCUCUGCGAGUGACGGCACGCGCCCCCAAGGGUCGCAGCACCAAGGCCCCGCCGCAGGCCUCCACCUGGAUCCGUGGCUCGGCCUCUCUGGUCGCCAUCCUGGGCACCACCUGGCUGUUCGGAUUCCUGUACUUCACCAACGGGCUGCUGGCUUUCUCUGUCAUAUUCACAAUUUUGAACUCCCUGCAAGGGUUCUUUAUCUUCCUUUUCCACGUCUGGCUGAAUGACAAGAACCGAACAGAAGCGCAACGUUUCGUGUGGAAGACAACGAACCGUAUGGGUCUCACGGAGCACGACCUGACGACUACCUCGGCGGCACAUACCUCGAGGGCGCACGGUGGACACACAGUGGAGACGUCAGUAGCCGCCCCGGCCGUGUCUCCCCGACCAAACGGCACCAACGGCACCAACGGCACCAGUAACGACACCAACCAGACGCCCAAGAAGGCCGGCGGAGCUGGCAACCUGGUCACAAGAGCUCUGCGGCGGGUGAACGGUCAACGCAUCGGGGAAUCAAUCAACGGGGAGGCGCCGAGCCCGACUGCCGAGAGCCGCAGGCCUCUGCAGCACAUAGCCGGGGGCCAGGCGAACACUGGUGGCGAUGCAGCCUGAGACUGGCGGUAAACUGAGCUUGGAAGGACCUCACCCCGCCACCCCACAGCUACUGAUACCUACAUUUAUCGAUGUGUCAUGUUAAUGAUAUAAUGGUGUAUCGUUCUUUUUUCGAGGGCAGCCAAUGAACUGAGAUUUAUUUUUUAGAUUGAUGUCGUGUGUGUGUGUGCUAUGUGCGAUACAUAAAGCCAAUGGCAUGGUAAGAGGGCGUGAAAGAUAUCCAAGUAUAGUUUGUGUUAACGGAUUAUAUUGCAUCUACAUAGGUUAUACCGUAAGGGGGCAGACACUGCCGACUAUUUUCUGUAAUCAAAGGAACACGUCGUAGUAGCACCUCAAUAGAAGGCCUAAAUAGAUCAAUAUAGGCACACACCAUGGCCUACAUAUUGUUGACUAUUAGCCUAUACAGUAUAUAUCCCCCUAUUGGCCACUCAGAAAUAACUGCGAGAUCCAUCGAAUGCUGCCAAGUGUGACAGGUAGUUCUGUGUAGAUAUGUGUCGUUAACGGGAUCGCCGUUUAUUUAUUUUGAUUCGGCUGUGAAUGGCAUGUUACGUACGAGUGCAAGGAAGAUUGUAAUUUGUCAUGUAUAACACUGUAGAAAGCUGCAGCCAGCAGCUCAUCCCUCAGAUGAGCAAAGGCGAGAGCAACAGACAUCUUACACAGGUGUUGCGUAUAGCUGCCGAAAAUGUUCGAUGUUAUAACAGUUCUUUUCUGUGUGUGUGCUAGACUAGUCUGUGUGUUGUUGGUCGUUGAGCAUCCCUGUGUAUAGAGAUAGUCCUGUUGAUUGUAUGUUAGUAAGCCCUGAGAAGUAAGUUUAUCGCAUAUUUGUUUGACCAAUAUAGUCCAUAUGGUAUUUUCGAGGUAAAGCUUUCUUGCGUUCAUUCACGCUACAUGCGCUCCAAACUUGACCCUGACGCUUGGACGCUAUCACUGACACUAGGUCUAUGUCUUUCGAAAUUCCUGUUUAUUUUUCGUCUAAAUUAGAUCAUAUUUAACCCGCGCCCCACUGGGGUCUGUGUAUAACACGCCCUACUGGGGGGGGGGGGGCUAUUCAUAGCCCCCCCUCCUAACUCCGAAACUACUGGGCCGAUCGUCAAAAUUCAAACGGCGUCUGAUAGCCCCGGAAAAACUGUCGCGCGAAACCUAAUUUCAUUGACCUCGAGGUCACCGAUGACGUCACAGGUCAGGUCAAAGUAAAAAUUAUUAGUAUUUUAGCUUGUUCACAUUUUGGGCUCUGGCCGCCGUCUUACAAGUCAGAUCAGGCUCAUUUUUGGUACACACACUCUUAAACAGAUGCUCUAGAUACCCUGAGGGUACAAAGCUUUUACUUUGAUUUUCAGGUCAAGGUCAGGUCAUCAUAGGUCACGAAAAUAUUUUAUCAUGCGUCGGUCACGUGACACAUGUUUUAUGGUCCAUUUAGGCCAUAGAUUUCGAAUUUGAUGUCGUCUGUGUCAUUCGAGGUCAUUUUGAGUCGAAUUUAGCUUAGGUCAGGUCACUUUCAGGUCAAAAAAGGUCAAAUUUUGAGGUUAAAAUUUUUCAACAAAAAAGGUGUCUAUUGGAUGCAGUUUGAGCUCAGGAACACGAUGGUGCCAUUUAUAUUGGUGUACGAUGUCAAAUACGUACUGAAAAAUUGAUUUGAAAAAUUAAUAAUUGUGAAUUUUUUGCAAUAAUGCGUAUAACUUGGCCAUUUUUGAAGAUAUUUAGCUAAAACUUGCUAGAGUUAGUCAUAAUCAAGCGUUCUGUCACAUAUAUUCUGGUUUUUUCGAAAAGUCAAAAACUUUUUGAAAAAAAUAUAAAAAUACAUAUUUUUAAUAUUAUUAUAUCAAAUUUUCGAAAUUUUCAAAAUUUUGAAAAUUCGAGAUAGCAGUUUGAUAGCGCGGUCAAUUCUGAGUCCUUUCAUGCAAAGAAAUUGGAUCUAGCUUAAAAACUGAGCUCUUGGGAGCGAUUGCCGUGGUUCAAUGUUUUGCGUCGAAAUCGGCCGAACAUGACGUCACUCUGACGUCAUUUCCGGCCGACCUAUGGCAGCUACGAAGUUCAAAUUUUGACACAAGGUGUCAAAUUGAUGCAGCCAAAGGUACUGUAAGUUUGGCGUCGAUCCGUCAAGCGGUUUGGAAGUUAUUGCAGAAAAACGGGAGGGGGGGCUAUAAAUAGCCCCCCCCCCCCCAGUGGGGCGCGGGUUAAACACUAUUGUCAUGAUGUGUGUGGUCGCGAACGUGAAAAUAUACAUCUGUCAUACA